UAGAGAGAGCCGGCGAGCGAAGGGGACGGAAGGGAGGGGAGAGAGAAAGAGAGAGAGAGAGAGAGAAAAGAGGGGGAGCACAUGUGUAUGCUUGUCACUAAGGGGCUGGGAGAAGGACUAAGGGAAGCGAGGUAGCUGGCCUCAGCCGCCAUAUGCUGACUGGAUUCCUGUUCAUGUCUGCUGUGUGAAGACUGAAGGUUUGUGUUGUGUGCUGGCCGGCUGGGGAACACGCCAUGGGAAGCUCACAUCUCCUCAACAAAGGCAUGCCUCUAGGCAUCAGGCCCCCCAUUAUGAACGGGCCCAUGCACCCGCGCCCCCUGGUGGCGCUGCUGGAUGGGCGAGACUGCACGGUGGAGAUGCCCAUCCUGAAAGACGUAGCAACCGUUGCCUUCUGUGACGCUCAGUCCACACAGGAGAUCCACGAGAAGGUGCUGAACGAAGCUGUAGGAGCUCUGAUGUACCACACCAUCACGCUGAUGAGAGAAGACCUGGAGAAGUUUAAAGGUCUGCGCAUCAUCGUCCGGAUCGGCAGCGGCUACGAUAACAUCGAUAUCAAAUCUGCCGGGGAACUGGGCAUAGCUGUGUGUAAUAUGCCAGCCGCCUCAGUGGAGGAGACGGCGGACUCCACGCUGUGUCACAUCCUCACCUUGUACCGACGCACCACAUGGCUGCACCAGGCGCUGCGGGAGGGCACGCGGGUUCAGAGCGUGGAGCAGAUCCGAGAGGUGGCGUCAGGAGCCGCGAGGAUCCGAGGAGAGACUCUGGGACUUAUAGGGCUCGGUCGAGUGGGCCAGGCUGUAGCCCUGCGAGCCAAAGCAUUCGGCUUCAACGUGAUCUUCUACGACCCUUAUUUAGCUGACGGUGUAGAAAGAUCCCUGGGACUACAAAGGGUCACCACACUACAGGACCUGCUCUUCCACUCCGACUGUGUCUCUCUGCACUGCAGCCUCAACGAACACAACCACCACCUGAUCAACGACUUCACCAUCAAACAGAUGCGACAGGGGGCGUUCCUGGUGAACACGGCCAGGGGGGGUCUGGUGGAUGAGAAGGCCCUGGCUCAGGCCCUGAAGGAGGGCAGGAUACGUGGAGCUGCUCUGGAUGUCCACGAGACAGAGCCCUUCAGUUUCAGUCAGGGCCCGCUGAAGGACGCUCCCAAUCUGAUCUGCACCCCGCACGCUGCCUGGUACAGCGAACAGGCAUCGCUGGAGAUGAGAGAGGAGGCAGCCAGGGAGAUCCGAAGGGCUAUCACAGGUCGUAUCCCAGACAGUCUGAAGAACUGUGUGAAUAAGGAGUUCCUCUCCCAGAACAACCACUGGGCAGGAGUUGACCCCGCUACAGUCCACCCCGAGCUCAACGGGGCUUAUAGGUAUCCCCCAGGAGUGGUGAGCUUGCCAGCUGGCGGCCUCCCGCCACCCGUUGAAGGCAUCGUGCCCAGCGCUGUGCCCAUCACACACACCCUCCCGCCCGCUGUCACACACCCUCCACAUGCCCUGUCCCCCGGACAAAAUACAGUCAAGCCACCAGAGGGCGACAGAGAGCAGCAUCCGAAUGAUCAACUGUAGCCACAAACACACACACCCACCCACCCACACACACACACACACACACACACACACGCACGCACGCACGCACGCUUGCCUGUGUGACAAGUUGUUGUCAGACAGGUUCACAGAGUGUCAGAUGGACAGGUUGAGGUCCCAAUAACAAUUGAUUCACAACUCUCUGGCAAAUUGUUUCCCAGCAGCCAGUUCACACUCCAAAGAAGAAGAAGAAAAAGAAGAUGAUGAAGAGGAUGAUAGCUGUGAGAUGCUCUAAUCCAAGAGCAAGACAGUUGUCCUCUGCUCCAACCAGAAGUCCUGAGAAAGACUGUAAAGAUCCACAGGUUGAUCUUCACAUAACAACUACAGUAUAGUCACGUUUCUGCCAGAAAAAAUACAGAAGAUUCUGCUGUCUUAGACUGUAGUGCGUCCAAAGUUUCAUGUCUUUCACUCUUUUUCUGUGUCUUUUCCUUCGUUUGGUGUACAAGCAAAGGUAGUAGGUUAUGAAAUGAAUGUAACCUGUCUGUGUACAGCUUUUAGAGUUACAGCAAGGACAUACUGAUAGUUGUAUUCCAGUCUUAAAGAAAACAAGGGUUAUGUGAUCUCUCGAUGUAGCCGAACUGGUUUCAGAAUACAAUAUCUGUUUUUGUUUUGUGUCCCCAAAUUAACCCCCCCCCCCCCCCAAAAAAAAAAGAAAGAAAAAAGAGGCAGCUUUUUGCACACCAUCUCAGGAAAUUAAGUUUUCCGCAGUUGGUAUGUUAUUUAUAAUUAGUUUUGAAAAUUCCUCUUUAUGCCACUUAGUGCUUUUGUUUUUCUACCUGCUUGCCUUUUCGUGUCCUGCUACAUUAGAUAAAAACGACUUUACAACACGAGUUAAAGUUGAUCUAAUGUUUGCUUUUGUUUGUUAUGUUUAAGGGGCAUGUGAUUUUGCUCUUGGGACUAAAUGUUUGACCCAAAUCGAGGGGGUUGCGGGAGGAAAGGCUGCGGGGAGGUGGUGUAAUGGUAUGCCUGGCUGGGACGACUUCAUCCCUAGUCGCCAUUUGAGUUUGCAAAAUAGAGAAGUUGGGUUAAUUACUUUGAAGGACAAAACAGGUUGUGGACGAGGCAAUGCACUGAGAGUUUGUAGCAGCUUACAGUUUGAGAAACAGUCUCAUAAAAAGUGUUUAUCUUUGUCGUCUUCAUGUCUAACGAUCCAGUACUUCCACUCUUACACACAUUAAUGGUCCAAGUCAUGGAGCGUGAACAGUUCAGCACACCAAGGUUUACAAAUGAUGCACAACAUUGGUGAAUCGGUGUGUUGCUUCAUGCUAUGGAUCCGUCAAAUCAGCCAACAGAAGCAUCAACAGAUCCUAUAUAUCAGUUAUACAUCCGCUUUGCUUUCUGCCAAAACCAUUUGUUUCUUAUUUGAAGUUAAACUCACUUGUACAGAUGUCACACUCCAGUUGAGGACAGCUCAUGGUUAUUGACUGAUGAGGAACAUUUGUGUUCUUGAAACCAAAUUCUCUUUUCUUUUGUUCCGCUCCCAAAUUGACCCGUUUUAAAUACUCUGUGGCAACAAAGUAAAGCAUUUCAUGAUAGCAUGUCAGAACGUACUGAUUUCUCCAGUCUAGUAUCCCUUUAACAUUUCAUGAUGGGUCCUGAGUAUACCGUUUAGCCCUCUGUGGCUUCUGUGUCUAUGUGUACAUAUGGUGUUCUGCCUGCCUGUGUCAAUGUGACUUGGUUGUAUCUGUGUCUAAAAAAGCAGCACUGGGAGGAGGGGGGGGGGGGGGGGGGGGGGUGGCUAGUACUCUCCACAAGGCAUCAUUACAAAGACUGCCGUCUAAAAACACAACACGCUGAUGUUGUUACGCCAACGGUCAAAUAUCUGAAACAGCUCCAGUUGACGUGUUGUAGAUGUUAGCGGGCCAGCUGAGUGACGGUGCUUUUUGGAUCCCCUUCUACCAGCAGCUGAGUAGUAAAAACAGUUCACUGUUGCCUACCUUGGUCUUCUUCACGGUGAGGUAGUAAGAGUAGCAAUCAGGGAUGGACAUUUCACUACCUAUUGGUGAGUUCUCACUGGCCAGAAUCUAAAGGGUUGUCUAGAACAGAAGGUUCUGACAAGAGCCCCAAGAUGCUGUAAUAAUUUGAAUUAUUCUCUUAGUCUUUCCUCACCAGAUGCCUGUCCUUGUGUGGGGGGGGAGAAACUCUUUGCUAAUACAUCCCGAUGUGAACUGUAAGCAUUCCUCAUUCAAACCGACGGGUGCCACAAGUUAAAAACAACAGACUAGAUUUUAAAGUGUCGAGGUACUCCUUGAAAUUCCAUCCCUGGUAGUAACACGCAGUCCACUGUUGCCUACCUUGGUCCCCUUUAUGGUAAAGUAGUAGGCGUAGCAAUAUACAGUAUACAUAUUCUAUAUUCUACAGUAAAUAUCAUUAUUUUUGGUCAAAACUGACAACCUGAAAAAGAUAUGUUUGUGACUGUAUGCAUUUGUAUGAAUUAUUUUAAAAGGAAAUAAAAUGUGGAAAGGUGAAGUUUAUGUUUUAUUCAUCUCGAACCUUGA
This is a messenger RNA of Cottoperca gobio, 4081 nucleotides long. RefSeq names its product C-terminal binding protein 1 (gene ctbp1). Gene Ontology annotation, biological process: regulation of transcription by RNA polymerase II. Gene Ontology annotation, cellular component: nucleus. Gene Ontology annotation, molecular function: oxidoreductase activity, acting on the CH-OH group of donors, NAD or NADP as acceptor; transcription corepressor activity; NAD binding. Lineage: Eukaryota; Metazoa; Chordata; Actinopteri; Perciformes; Bovichtidae. The coding region runs from base 234 to 1565 and encodes 443 amino acids. The transcript is spliced from 11 exons. The record is from RefSeq and is a predicted model, not a curated record.